AUGCAGCGCGUCUCUGCUUUCCUCCCGUCCUGGGAAAAGAGGAACUCGGGCACGAAGCCGGGCACGAAGCCGGGCGCCCUCUUCGGUUGGGGUCAGAGAAACAGCGCCCCUGGGUCCAAACCUUCGAAGAUCAAUGUCGCCGUCGCCAAUGGCGGCCGGAUCGAGCGCGAGACCUUCUGGCCCGCGAGCCUCGAUCUCGAGUGCGACAAGGCCGCCCGCAUCCUCAAGUCGUUUUGCACCGACGGAUACUUGGCGCCUGUAGACGGAGAAGCGGAACCGUCGACGUCAUCCAGCGAUACGCCCGCGACGCCCGAGUUUCUCACCAAGAAGAUCCCUAAGCGAAUAAUACAGAAUGCCGCCGGAAUCGCCGUCUUCACGUGCAUGCGCAGCGGCCUGUGGAUGACGGGCUCCGGCGGCUCCGGCAUCCUCAUCGCCAGAAAGUCGGACGGGACGUGGUCGCCCCCCUCGGGCAUCCUGCUGCACACGCCCACUCUCAGCUUCAUCAUUGGCGUCGACAUUUACGAUUGCGUGCUGGUCAUCAACAACCUCGCGGCCCUCGAGUCCAUCACCCGCCCGCGGGUCACCCUCGGCGAGGAUGUCGGGCUCACCAACGGUCCCUCGGUGACACUCGACUCUGACGAGGCCCACAUCAAGUGGAAGGAACUUGGCAACACCGUGCUGGCAUACAUGAAGGCGCGCGGCCAGCACCAGGCCGUCAACCUGAACGGCUGCAUUCUCACGGAGCGCACCAACGAGAAUGAGCGCUUUUACGGCAGCAGCGUCACGCAAAUGGACGUUCUCGCUGGAAACGUUGCCCGUCACGUCGACGAAACCAAGCCUCUCUUCGAGGUCAUCAAGAUGGCCGAGGGCAGGACAGACUAUGAGCCGGCUGUCAUUGAGCAGAUGGCUGUCCAACCUGCGCCCGGCGACGCCGUCAUCGCCACCCCUGGCUCUACCCCGGCAUCUCCGCGCGGAGCUUUCGGCGUGCCUAGGGCCGACGACCCUGACCCGUUCGGCGUGCUCGCUCUCGAGAUGGCAGGGCUGGAGAUUCGAGAGGCUGGAAGUCGCCUGCGGCCUUCCAGCAGCCAGUUCGAGUUCAACCCGACGCCGCUGAGCCCCGCCAUGUCCAAGUUCAGCCGCCAAAGCGUUGAAACCUUUACCACCCGAAGCAAUCGGGCUAGCGGAAUGUCCUCCCGGACUGUCAAAAGUCAAGUCACAGACGCAUACACACAGACCGAUACUGCGAACACCCCUGACACGACGCCGAGUCCCGGCCAGAGCGACGACGGCCAGGCGCGGGGUUCGAUUGACCGUAUGCCGGAAGUCAAGGAGCAUGAGGAGGUCGAUUACACCAGAGUCGAUCUGGCGCCUCUGCGCCAACUCAGCCAGGAACACUCCAUCGGCGCCGUUCUUGCAGCCGACGCGGCCACAACACCGCGAGAGAGCAUUGGCAGCGCCCCAUCUGCGCCAGUCGUUGAAGCCCCGGAGGUGGAGAAGGCGGAGAAGGCAGCCAAGGCGUCGAAUGUUGAUGAAGACGAACAAGGAACCGAGGAGGAGACGAAUGACGCAGAUGAUGAAGACGACUUGGACGAGGAUGAGGAGCCGGUCGUUUUUGAGGUGGCAGCGGUCCAGCCUGCGCGGACCCAAGCGAUCGCCUCGCGGGUCAUCCAUGCAAAGGGCAGCGUGGUGACCAUCCCGAAGCGCGUGCCUCCGCCGUUGCCUAUGCGCAGCGCCCUGAGGAGCUCUCGAUCGAGCAAGAGCGAUAUGGGUGGAGACGUCUCCAGCGUCAAGAGCCCCUUGCGGCAAGCCUUCAGCGAGACAGACUUGCAUGCUGAGGAGGACGCGGAGCAAGACGUCCCCGAGGUAGCAAGCAUCGGCAAGACGAUCAGCGAAGACGGUCACGUCGAGAAGCCGCUCAAGGACGCACAAGCUCUACCCGUCAUCGAGGUCCAGACCGAACAGCCGGCGUUCAUUGUGCCCAGCGGGGACGAUACCGUGACGGAGGACACUCAGACUGAGAAGACUCCGACUCUGGAGGCGUCGCCCGGAGCAUUGGAUUCGGAGGCGACGUUGCCCCAGUCCACGGCGUCGACAGAAGCCGAAGCUGCGACACACGAAAGCAGCGAUGCGGAAUUUACCGACGCAAUCGAAGCGACAACUGGAGCCGAUGAGGCCGAAGGCCAAAUUGACCAAAUUGACAACUCGGACUCGACAACAAACAAAAAGCACACAUCAUCCAUUUACACAGGCGCGACGGAAGACCGCUGGAGCAACGAUGGGUCAUCGCUGACAACACCAACGUCAGAGCGGCCGCAUUCGAUGGCGGAGGAUGAGGCGCACGAAGAAAUUACACCAAAGAAGUCAGGCCAAGAAACUGACACGGACGUGUCCGACGAGAAGCAUGCACACGGUGCCGAGCGCGAGGAGCCAGUCGCAAAGAGUGCGACAGCUGCGUGA
Messenger RNA from Purpureocillium lilacinum, 2457 nucleotides. RefSeq lists its product as uncharacterized. The record is from RefSeq and is a predicted model, not a curated record. Lineage: Eukaryota; Fungi; Ascomycota; Sordariomycetes; Hypocreales; Ophiocordycipitaceae. Gene Ontology annotation, biological process: regulation of ruffle assembly. Gene Ontology annotation, molecular function: phosphatidylinositol binding. Gene Ontology annotation, cellular component: ruffle membrane.